CCGAACGAACGAUGCUCCACCGUAUUUUGUUUCCGUUGUGUUGUUAGUAAACGCGCCGUCGGUUUUUGGUUUUAUUUCGAUUGUUUCACCCAGUGCACCGCGUAUUCCCUUCGCCUGAUCGUGUUUGCACCGCGUGUGCAUGUGAGUUUGUGAAGUUCGGUGUGCACGAUCGCUCCUCCUCUUCCCGCGCACUCCCGUUCGUUUUCCCCAAUCCACCAGGGCCAGGGUGUUCCAGAAUGUCCCGUUACAACCAAACGCACGCAGGCUAUGCCCAGACCUUCAAGCUGGUCGUUGUGGGUGGAGGAGGUGUUGGCAAGUCCGCUAUCACCAUCCAAUUCAUUCAGAGCUACUUUGUAACCGACUACGAUCCUACAAUCGAAGAUUCCUACACCAAACAGUGCGUCAUCGACGAUGCGCCUGCAAAGCUGGACAUACUCGACACGGCCGGCCAGGAGGAGUUCAGUGCAAUGCGCGAACAGUACAUGCGUUCGGGCGAGGGCUUCCUGCUCGUGUUCGCCGUGACGGAUCACGCGAGCUUCGACGAGAUAUACAAAUUUCACAAGCAAAUACUGCGCGUGAAGGAUCGCGACGAGUUCCCGAUGCUAAUGGUGGGCAACAAGUCCGAUCUCGAUCACCAGCGCGUCGUUUCGCUGGAGGAGGCGCAACAGUUGAGCCGGCAGCUAAAAAUUCCCUACAUCGAGUGCAGCGCGAAGCUGCGCAUUAACGUCGACCAGGCGUUUCACGAGCUCGUGCGGGUGGUGCGAAAGUUUCAGCUUUCCGAGCGACCGCUGGUGGAUGAGAAGGGCAAGCGAAAGAACAGGAAAAAGUGCUGCAUACUGUAAUGGAGUGGUUCUUACUGACAAAUUCCUUCCCGUUUACAACCGCCAUCACGUUUGCUGCUCGUGCUGCUCGUGCUUCCCUCCUCAUCACUACUAACGAGCGGGUUCGCUCGUUCCCCAGUGCCGAAAAUGCAGCUAAUCUUCGUUUUGUUUCGUUUAAUUACGUUUAACUACCAUGGUGUUGUGUUCGUUUCCGUCAUAAUUUCGUCGUCGAUCGAUGUGUAAGAUAGGUGUAGUACACUUAACCACACUCCCCGCAACACUCACAACAGAACGCACAGCGCGAGAGCUGAAAACUCAAAAACAAACCCCCACUAAUGCAUGUUUUAGUAUUUAAGCUAACUAAAUCGAACAGAGCGCAGCCGAAAUAGGAUGGUUUUAAGUGCCAAAGUGCCCACAUCCUGCUGUAAGCGGGACAAUAAUGUGUGCAUUGUUUGUUACAGAUGCAACUAACGCACACCUACACAGCAGACUGCCGCCCCAAAUGCUCUCCCCACCGAUCAGCGCUGGGUGUGUUGGCAGGCAUAUUCAGAUCUAUACUUGACUUUUAUUGCUUAUCGUAAAACGUCGAAACAUUUUACAUUGUUAGCUCCAUAUCAAUCGAUGCAUCGAUUUUGCCAAGAGCAAGACUGGUGUUGCUGGAAUAGAGAUAGAUAGAGCGGUGGGAGAACGACAUCCGACGAUGUGCCAUAACAGAGCAAUAUUCUGAAGAUGAUGUUAUGUUUACCUAACGUUCAAUGUUUUGCACAAACUAACCGUCUUUUUAUGCGGUUUAUAACUUUACUCUGGAAUGGGUUAUGUGCCAGCUCCAUACUCAAUCAUUGGCACGAUUGUUAUGUAGACACACAUUGAACAAACACGAUUUCAUUCGAUGUUCAUGGCAUUGUUUUGUAAUUUAUUCUUUUUUCACACACAAUUUGUUGUGAAAUUAUUUGCUGCUAGAGCAAAAAUUAAUCUGCAAACAGUUUCGUUAAAAUCAUUCGAACUAAGUGAGUGUAUUUUACAGCACUACUGCACGAGUUCAGAUGAAUGUUAACGGCAAAAGAAAAGAAGAAAAAACCAGCAUAUAUCAAACGACGAAUUUGACGGGGCGCUCAAAAGCGUCACAUACACACAUAUUUAACGAUAUCGAAAACAAGACUUAUCCGUAGUUCACUAAGUGUUACAUUUUUUAAUUGGGAGGAACAAACCGCCCGAUCGUGUUGUGUUUACACACCCUUCACGAAGCGAACGGCAGUUACAGCAAACAGCAAACAUUAUAUACAAUCCGGAUAUAAAGGAAAGCAAACACACAGUUGUUAGUGUAGAACAAUAAUCUAAUCAUACGCGCGCUAGCUAAUACAUACAAAGUAACAGAACGGCGUUAAUAUUCGUUGUACAAUCGGUAGUUUCGUAAACGACCGGCCCAAUCGCAGAUUAGUUGUCUAUCGCGGUCCCAGUUGAAGCAACUAGGGAUACACUAAUCGGGGCAAUGGCAUACAAUGAUACGGCCUAUUAUAGGUGAACGACGAUAGCGCAACGCUUUCGUAUAUGCAGCCAAGAGAACAAGUGUCUAUUAACCAAAAUAAUAACGGAACGUUAAUGAUUAGCUUUAUUAUGUGUGCUUCGACAAAUGCAAUCAGCUGUGGCAGCUAAAAAAAGGCGUUCGAAGAGAAAGAGGCGUACGGGGAAAGAGGUAGAACAAAUCAUUAUUAAAACAGUCCAAGCUUAGUUUAUCCACCGUACAAUAUGCAAUAUACACGGGUAAUGAUUUCGCUAGUAAUGUUUUAAACGUUAUCACAACACACGCCUAGCAGGCAAGAUCAGGAAACACCAAUUCGUUCAGUAUCCGGUGCUAAAUUAUCGUAAAUGUGGGUGUUUCUGGUAGCAAAGCUAACCCCUUUUUCUU
Molecule: messenger RNA, 2727 nt
Organism: Anopheles merus
Lineage: Eukaryota; Metazoa; Arthropoda; Insecta; Diptera; Culicidae
Gene: Ras64B
Product: ras-like protein 2
Exons: 3
Coding region: 237-842 (201 amino acids)
Biological process (GO): signal transduction
Cellular component (GO): plasma membrane
Molecular function (GO): GTPase activity; GDP binding; GTP binding
Source: RefSeq, a predicted model, not a curated record